AUGUUGAAAGCUGUGAUACUUAUUGGUGGCCCUCAAAAAGGCACAAGAUUUCGUCCCUUAUCCCUGGAUACACCCAAACCCUUAUUUCCAGUGGCUGGUCUUCCUCUAAUACAACAUCAUAUAGCUGCAUGUGUGAAACUUGCAGAAUGCAAGGAAAUCCUUAUAGUUGGAUCAUAUACUACUACCACAAUGGCUCAGUUUGUCAGUAAUAUGCAAAAAGAAUAUCAUGUAAUAAUAAGAUACUUGCAAGAAUUCACACCUCUAGGUACAGGUGGUGGCUUAUAUCAUUUCCGAGACCAAGUAAGAGCUGGCAAUCCAAGUGCAUUCUUUUUAUUGAAUGGUGAUGUUUGUGCUGAUUUUCCUCUUAAAGAACUGUGGAAGUUCCAUGAAGAAAGGCCUAAUGCUUUGGUAACAAUUAUGGGUACAGAGGCAACUCGUCAACAAGCAGUACACUAUGGUUGUAUGGUCAGAGAGCCGGCGACCAAAGCAAUCACCCAUUAUGUAGAGAAGCCAAACAGCUAUAUAUCUACACUAAUCAAUUGUGGUGUCUAUGUGUGUUCAUUACAAGUGUUUCACACAAUGGCGGAAGCUUUUCAAAGGAAACAAGAUGGUUUUUAUAGUGGUAACGGUCAAGGCAGUCCUCACCCGGGUUACAUGUCGUUUGAACAAGAUGUGUUAGCUCCGCUAGCUGGUACCAACAAAUUAUAUGCUAUGCAGGUAAUAAACUGGUGGUCGCAAGUGAAAACGGCUGGUUCAGCAAUAUACGCGAACCGCCAUUAUUUAGAAUUGCGUAAACAGAGCCUCGAACCCGCGCCAUGCCGUAUACUGCCCGAUGUCUUCAUACAUCCCACUGCGAUCGUAGAUAGUAGUGCUGUGAUAGGACCAAAUGUGUCGAUAGGAGCGGGAGUCACGAUCAAGGCGGGCGUGCGCGUGAAGGAGUCCAUCAUUCUGAACAAUGCCACCAUACACGAACACGCACUAGUCAUGUAUUCUGUCGUGGGUCAAGAGGCGUCAGUAGGAGAGUGGGCGCGGGUCGAGGGCACUCCCUCCGACCCCGACCCCAACAAACCCUUCGCUAAAAUGGACAACACACCGUUGUUCAAUAACGACGGACGGUUGAAUCCAUCUAUUACUAUAUUGGGUGCAGGCGUAGUUGUUCCGGCUGAAAUGAUUCUUCUAAACUCUAUAGUGUUGCCACAUAAGCACUUAACAAGGAGUUUCAAACACGAAAUUAUUUUA
Messenger RNA from Brenthis ino (lesser marbled fritillary), 1239 nucleotides. The record is from the annotation of a GenBank genome assembly. Lineage: Eukaryota; Metazoa; Arthropoda; Insecta; Lepidoptera; Nymphalidae.